Verticillium dahliae VdLs.17 is the source of this 849-nucleotide messenger RNA. RefSeq lists its product as uncharacterized. Gene Ontology annotation, cellular component: RNA polymerase II transcription regulator complex. The coding region runs from base 1 to 849 and encodes 282 amino acids. The record is from RefSeq and is a predicted model, not a curated record. NCBI's taxonomy places the organism in Eukaryota, Fungi, Ascomycota, Sordariomycetes, Glomerellales, Plectosphaerellaceae. Gene Ontology annotation, molecular function: DNA-binding transcription activator activity, RNA polymerase II-specific; transcription cis-regulatory region binding. The transcript is spliced from 2 exons.
AUGAUGGCCUCCGCUAUGCCCCCUCCUGCCGUCUCACCCGGCGCACCACCCGCCGGCCCCUCCACUGCGCCGCCUCCCAUGCAGCAGAUUCAACCUCAUCCCGCCCCUGAUGUCGGCGGCGAUCCAAUGUCCAUCGACGACGGGUCAGCCGAUGGGCGCAAGGCGAAGCGCGAACUCUCCCAGUCCAAGCGCGCCGCCCAGAACAGGGCCGCUCAGCGAGCUUUCCGCCAACGAAAAGAGGGCUACAUCAAAAAGCUCGAGCAGCAGGUUCGUGAUUUUAUGGACAUGGAGUCCCAGUAUAAGCAGCUCCAGUCAGAGAGCUAUGCGCUUCGCGAAUACGUCAUCCACCUGCAGUCGCGCAUGCUCGACACCCAAGGCGAAUACCCCCAGGCCCCGCCCAACGUCAACCUCAACCAGCCCCCACCGCCUCACCUCGCACAGGGUCCCCCGGCCCAUCAGCUCCAAGGCCCCGACGCCAUUCCCGGCUCGCAGCCGCCCCACGCCGUCCCGGAGCAGCAACAUCAGCAGCAACAUCAGCAGCAACAUCAGCAACAGCAGCAGCAACAGCAGCCGCCGCAGCAGCAGCCAGAGCCCGUCCAGCAGCAGCCGCUCCCAGCCGCCACCGCGCCACCGCCCGCGCCAACGAACGACUCGGCUGUCGGCACGCCCCUCGAGGCCGUUGCGCAAGCCGUCGCUGGUCUCGCAGCGCAGGAACAGAUGGCCGAGCGCCAAAACUACUCAGGCGCUAAGGACUAUCGCCCGGACGCCGACGUUGAGAUCAAGCCCGACAUGGAUACCGACCCCCAGCUGCGCGAUGACAGCAUGCAAGCCCCGACCGCCUCGAUGUAG